Microthlaspi erraticum is the source of this 519-nucleotide messenger RNA. NCBI's taxonomy places the organism in Eukaryota, Viridiplantae, Streptophyta, Magnoliopsida, Brassicales, Brassicaceae. The record is from the annotation of a GenBank genome assembly.
AUGGAACAACUCGAGGACGAGCCGCUACGAAGUUACUUCGAUAGAUUCAAGAGCACGCUGCUCGACCUCGAUGAGAUCCCCGGAGCACCCCAGAUCUCGGAGGCAGUACUCAUCCAGGCCCUCGGAAACAGGCUCUGGUACCGAUCCAGAUUUCAGGAAGACUUCUACCUCCGCCCCUUCCCGACCUUGAAGGACGCCUUCCUUCGCGCCGAACAAUAUGUCGUCUUCCCGCCACCUAGGGGAUCCACUCCCAAUGCACCACGAUGUCGUCACAAAUCCUCACCUCGCCGAGACGACGUCUAUAUUAACGACGACGACACCGAAAGAAACAUGGAAGAUCAUACGCUGGCCGAUCGCCACGGCUCUCCGCAGUGUGCAUUCUCAGAUCAAGAGAUAUUCAAAAUCAUCGCUGACAUCCGAAGGACUCCCAUGACGAGUCGCCUCUCUGAAGUACCGCUGAAGAAGCGCAUUUCAUUGCACCUAAGCUUCUACGACGGCCGGGACGAUCCCAAGCAAUAG